AUACCUCGUAAUUUUUUGUUCGUGUAUACUCGGGUGUCAUAUGGUCAACAGGAAAGCAUGUCACUGAGAGAAGAAAUAGCAAAGUUAACCACCCCAGCGCCCGUUUUCUGUGACCCAGAGGAUGAUCUCGAGGAUGUUACAACAGCGAAACUAACAGAGAAGGGGGAAGAUAAUGAGGAGUUCUCUCCCUUGCCAGCCAGCAAGUUAAGACGGAGAGUGGCAGUUCAAUCUACUGACACUGAACAAAAGUACGCUGGACGGAAAAUUUCACGACAGAAACUCACAGACCUAGAGUCAGAUGACAGUGGAUCUGAGCAGUCUGCAGAGAAUGAGUCUAUUAACGGUGAGGAAGAUGAUGAUUCAUCAAUUGAAGAGGAAUCCAUGAAUAUUGAGGAGGAAGAGGAGGAGGAAGAUGAAGAAGAUGAGGCUGUGGACAGUGAAGCAGAGGAGGAGGAGUUGUCUGCCCUUGGGUCAUUCAAAGUCAAAGUGCAGUCAAAUACAGAAAAGGUUGAGAAAGAAGAAGAAAAAUUCAGUUUUGUAGAUGAUGGUGAUUACGGUAAGUAUUAUGACUCAGAAGAUGAAGCUGUGGAUCAGAGCAACGAUGACGAUGAUGAUGAUGACCAGAGCAAUGAUGAUGAUGAUGACGACGACACCAAUAAUGAUGAUGGAUUGGAGGAAGGAGGUGAAGAAGAAAUGGAAGAAGAUGAAGUUUCAUCACCAACUGAGGGAGGGGUGAGCAGUUUCUCGAAGUCCAGAUUAGAUGAGGAGAUCCAGAAAGGAGAGGCAGCCAGACAACAAUUAGGUCUGUGGGACAGUUUAUUGGAAGGAAGAAUCAAGUUCCAGAAAAUUCUGACUGCUGUCAAUCAACUUCCCCAGCCAGACACCUGGAGAGAUUUCGAGAAAUCAGGGGAAGACAACUUUAAGGAAAAAGCAUCCUCGGUUCAGAGAUUGCUAGAGAAUCUUCUGCAGAAACUGAUCCGGCUACAGUCUGUCCUGCUUUUACAGAACUCUGAAACUCAGUACAUUGAGUCUGGACAGAAAAAACCAGUCAAGAAGGCGGAGGACCCAGAUGAUGAGGAAAUAACUAGCGAGUCUGACUCAGAGGAAACCAAGCAGUCAACAGAAAAAUUCAAGCCACAGAAGAGCGCAGCAAAAAGGAAACUCACAAUGGAGGAAAUCCCGGAAUUCCUGGCCAAGCGGCAAAAAGACUUCCAGAGUUACAGGAAUAACACUUUAGAGAAAUGGUACGACAAGACACGCCUCCUUGGGGGUAAAAUCUCCAGUAAAAGCUUCAGUGGAUUCGAACAAUCGGCUCUGAAACAAAUAGAACAGAUCAUGACAGACAAGGACAGGCUGAUCAAAAGAACUCAAAUGAAGCGAGCUAGCUACCGAGUUCUGGGAAAAACAGAGGAAACCCACACAUCUGCAGAUCAGGAGCAAGAGCUGGAGACUGAAAGGAAAAAUCCCGAACAUACACACGACCCCGAGAUUUUUGAUGACAGUGACUUUUACCACCAACAGCUGCGGGAACUCAUUGAGAGGAAGACGUCGGACAUCAAUGAUCCCAUUGCCCUCAGCAGACAAUGGCUGGAAAUCCAGAGACUGAGAAACAAAGUCAAGAGAAAAGUGGAAACAAAAGCCUCUAAAGGGAGGAAAAUCAGAUAUCAUGUACAUUCAAAACUUGUCAACUUCAUGGCGCCCAAAGAAACCUGCACCUGGACCGAUGAAGCCAGAGAUGACCUAUUUAGGUCUUUAUUUGGCCAGAGAAGCACCACACAAGCAGCGUCCUCUGAUGAGAGCGCGGUCAGCAGAUGACCCUCUCAUGAGACCAUGGUUAGCAGAUGACCCUUUGAAGAGACCACGGUCAGCUGAUGACCCUCUGAUGAGAUUGCAGUAGGCAGAUGACCUGCUGAUAUCACCUUUGGACAUUAUUAUUAACUGUAAAAUGGGACAUAAUAGUUUAUAAAAUCAAACCUUUCA
Molecule: messenger RNA, 1980 nt
Organism: Ostrea edulis (European flat oyster)
Lineage: Eukaryota; Metazoa; Mollusca; Bivalvia; Ostreida; Ostreidae
Product: protein AATF-like
Exons: 14
Coding region: 58-1815 (585 amino acids)
Biological process (GO): regulation of transcription by RNA polymerase II
Cellular component (GO): nucleolus; nucleus
Source: RefSeq, a predicted model, not a curated record